AUGGAAGCAUCUCAUGAACAACAACUCUCAUUAGGCUCUAGAGAACAACAAUCUCCUAUCCCUUUCUCCAUCAAUAUUGCUUAUUCUUCUACAGAAGGAGGAACAAGAGAAAGUGCACGUUACAAUGUGUAUGCAUGCAAAACAUGCAAAAAAACUUUCACUUCAUUUCAAGCACUUGGAGGCCAUAGAAAAGUUCACAAGAAGCCUAGAUAUGAUCGUCAGGUUCAAGAGUUUCAAUUCAAAACCAAUAAUAAAUCAAUUUCCCUUAAAUUGAAUAGUAUAAAUGGUAUGGGAAAUAUAUAUGCUAGCAGCAGCAGCAGCAGCAAUAACACCAGCACCACCACCACUACCAACAACAACAGCAACACCAACAACAACAAAACCAAGGUUUAUGGGUGCUCCAUUUGUGGUUCUAAAUUCACAUCUGGCCAGGCACUUGGUGGCCAUAUGACCUUCCACCAUGCACCUGUGGAGACAACCUCAUCGACACCAAUGGCUUUGCAACCAGACGAAGAAGAUGAAGAACCACCUAGAAAGAAAAUGAAUGUCUCUUUGGAUUUGGAUCUCAACCUUCCUGCAGCUUAA
Messenger RNA from Medicago truncatula (barrel medic), 585 nucleotides. RefSeq names its product zinc finger protein ZAT5. The record is from RefSeq and is a predicted model, not a curated record. The transcript has a single exon. Lineage: Eukaryota; Viridiplantae; Streptophyta; Magnoliopsida; Fabales; Fabaceae. The coding region runs from base 1 to 585 and encodes 194 amino acids.